AUGGUUGCGUUUUAUGUUCUGUGCGUGAGACAGAUCGGUUGUCAUGACGACCACGCGGGGGACGCGACUGGCGGGAAAAAAGGACUUAUGACGCCGCCAAGGAAACAAAAUGGCGGCUCCGUUACCCGCGGAAAGUUGACAUUGGCGCUGAUACAGAUUAUAAGCUUUUAUUGUUCCGAGGACGCGUCGUGCGUCGUGCGAGCGAGAGGCAGCAUGGGGUGA
Molecule: messenger RNA, 222 nt
Organism: Danaus chrysippus (African queen)
Lineage: Eukaryota; Metazoa; Arthropoda; Insecta; Lepidoptera; Nymphalidae
Source: the annotation of a GenBank genome assembly